Patella vulgata (common limpet) is the source of this 1549-nucleotide messenger RNA. RefSeq lists its product as uncharacterized. NCBI's taxonomy places the organism in Eukaryota, Metazoa, Mollusca, Gastropoda, Patellidae. The transcript is spliced from 6 exons. The coding region runs from base 44 to 1282 and encodes 412 amino acids. The record is from RefSeq and is a predicted model, not a curated record.
GCCAAGGAAGUAAGAAGUUUGUAGAAGAUUUAACUAUAUCGAGAUGUGUAAUUAUGGAAUAUUAGCCACAAUUAUCGUGAUACUUAUAGGUCUAUGUAUGACUGGAACUUAUGGAAUGGCAGAUGAAUGCAUUAAUGGUCCAGAUAUAGUACCAGUAUGUAGUAAUGUUACCAUGUCAACCAAUGAUAUGUUUAUACCUGUUAAUAGUAGUAUUGGUACAGGUUGUAUGUGUGAUGUUCAGUUAGUAGACGCCUCAGGUGACGCGUGGUAUAAUGUGGCUUUUAUAGGUGUAGAUGUCAAUAAUCUAACUUGUGGAUAUCAAAUGCAGAUAGAAAAAACUAUUUCCUGUUCAGAGCAUAGAUCAAUAUUGGGUCGUUGGAGAUUAGACCAGAUUUAUAGUCUGAGAUUUACGAGAGAUUCUACCCCGAACCCACCAUCUACAGCAGGUUUCUGUUUCCGAGUUAUUUCUGUAACAAGAGAUGCUACAGGGUUUAUAUUUUACCCAGAUGCGAGGUUCAAAAUGAAAUGUUGGUAUAUAAACACACCGACAACAACAGACACGUUAUCAUCAUCACCAUUCUUGUCGCCAAUAACAAACAUACAAAACGCAACCAUCUCUUCUCAACAAGCAACACAAUCAUCUGAUCGAACUUCUACACCAAAAUAUAAUUCGAAGAGGGAAGUAACUGAUAAUCUGAUAGACGAGAAACUACCAGUUGCUGCUAUUGGUGGAGGUAUAGGAGGGGCUGUUCUGUUAUUGAUUGUUUUUAUAGCCAUCGUGUUUUUAUGUAAGAGACGACAACAGAAUGACUAUGAUAAACCAUCUAAUAGAAUAAGAGAAAGUACCAACUACAAUAAUGUACGUGUGAAGGAUGAGAUGAUUAUUACAGAUAAUGAUUUGUAUGUUAGUUAUGACGAUGAUAAAAACCAGUCCACAACAUCCCCUACUUCAGAUCUACAAACUGUACAAGGACAUACAUAUGCCAAUACUAAUGGUCCACUGUCAUCAGAUACAAACCAUUCAACUCCAGAUCUACAACAUGUACAGGGCCAUACAUAUGCCAAUUUUGCUGGGCAACAACCAUCAAAUACAAACCAAUCUACUUCAGAUCAACAUCUUGUUCAACCAUCGGUCACCACUUCUGACAAUAAAUCAACCCAAGACGACAUGAUCAUUCUAGAAAAUGAUUUAUAUGUGAGCGCGGAUUCUAUUCCAAAUUCUUCCGCUACAGAAAAUAAGCUAACGUGCCACGAACAAUUGGACAAACGGAAUUUGAAUUAGAAACUAAUCCCUAUGUAAAUAAUGUGUAUGCCGUCGUUAAUAAAAACCGGAAACCAAUAAUAAUUCAGAAAAAAAUAAACAUCGAAUUAAAAACGAUAACAGAUCAUGAUUCUCAAGGAAAAACUUCCCAUGUUGCAAAGUGGAUUGUACAACAAUUUAUCACCCAAUAAUACAUUCUACAGUAGAUAUCGCUUGUGUGAUCAAUUUCAUAAUCUACUGCGAUAUCUUCUUAGGAGAUAUCGCAUUACAUGAAUUUGAUUGUGCAGU